This is a messenger RNA of Micromonas pusilla CCMP1545, 792 nucleotides long. RefSeq names its product unc-50 family protein. The transcript has 2 exons. Gene Ontology annotation, cellular component: Golgi membrane. Lineage: Eukaryota; Viridiplantae; Chlorophyta; Mamiellophyceae; Mamiellales; Mamiellaceae. The coding region runs from base 1 to 705 and encodes 234 amino acids. The record is from RefSeq and is a predicted model, not a curated record.
AUGUAUCACGGGUUGAAUCUCCCCCCGUACCUGAGACGCGCGAUGAAGUGGAAGCAAAUGGACCUCGAGUACGCGAUGUGGCAGAUGUGGCUCAUGUGCACGAACCCGAAGGUCGUGUACCGGCACACGAUGUACAGGAAGCAGACGAAGAACCAGUGGGCGAGGGACGACCCCGCGGUCGUCGUCCUGACGUCCAUCCUCGUCUUCGCGACGUCUUCCCUGUAUUGUUGCUUCUUCAGCAAGUCGUUCAAGCACUCCGUGUACGUCGUCGCGAGCGCGGGGUUGAUCGAUUACGUUGGUCUCGGGGCACUGAUCGCGACCGGGUAUUGGUUCGUGUCGAACCGGUUCUUACGAACCGGCGUCGGGCACUCGCACGCCAUAGAGCAGCGCGUGGAGUGGUUGUACGCGUUCGACGUUCACUGCAACGCGUUCUUCCCGCUGUUCUUGCAGCUGUACGCCGCGCAGUUGGUGCUGUCGCCGGUUUUACUCGCGGGCGGAUUUAUCCCGAGGAUGCUGUCGUGCGCACUCUACGCCGUCGCGCUGGGUUAUUACCAGUAUUGCACCUUCAUCGGAUUCAACGCGUUGCCGUUCCUCGAAGCGAUGCUGUUCUUAUAUCCUAUUGCUGGGGUCGCCUUUUUAGCGCCGAUGAUGUGCCUUUUCGGAUUCAACCCGACUAAAUUCGUGUUGGGGAUAUAUUUCGGUUGAGUGUUGAGUGUUACUUACACAUACAGUAGCGGAUGAUAGGGGGGAGGCGAAUGCACUAUAAGAUAGUUCGAAGAAAGUAGUUCUAUG